Molecule: messenger RNA, 1413 nt
Organism: Trichosporon asahii var. asahii CBS 2479
Lineage: Eukaryota; Fungi; Basidiomycota; Tremellomycetes; Trichosporonales; Trichosporonaceae
Product: Ste12
Exons: 8
Coding region: 1-1413 (470 amino acids)
Biological process (GO): regulation of DNA-templated transcription; sexual reproduction
Cellular component (GO): Ste12p-Dig1p-Dig2p complex; nucleus; Tec1p-Ste12p-Dig1p complex
Molecular function (GO): DNA-binding transcription factor activity
Source: RefSeq, a predicted model, not a curated record
AUGCUGGGCGGUCCCACCGAGGUAGAGGUUUAUCACGCCCCAUACAAGGAAGGCCCCGGUAUGGAAGAGGCCAUUCUCUACCCCCUUCCGCCCCCCGCGGACGUCGUUCCACGGCGUCUGACUGACUCCGAGACGGCUCGCGUUGAGCUGCUCUGCAGACUGCUUUUCUGGUCUACGCUUCCUCAGAGCUUCCGACUUCCGAACGGCGAGGACGUUGCAUGUGUGCUUUGGAACGGUCUUUAUCAUAUCACGGGCACUGACAUCGUUCGUGCUCUUCUUUUCCGUUUCGAGGCAUUCGGUCGCCCCGUGAAGCACACCAAGAAGUGGGAGGAGGGUGUCUUCUCCGACCUUCGUAACCUUAAGCCUGGUGUUGAUGCUUGUCUCGAGGAGCCUAAGUCUGCCUUCCUCGACUUCCUGUUCCGCAAUGGAUGCAUCCGUACCCAGAAGAAGCAGAAGGUCUUCUACUGGUUCUCCGUCCCGCACGACCGUCUCUUCCUCGAUGCUCUUGAGCGUGACUUAAAGCGCGAGAAGGCCGGUCAGGAGCCGACAUCGGUGGUCGUCGGCGAGCCCGCUCGCAGCUUCAAAUAUGACCCCCGCCGCGGUCUCUACGAGCAGUUCAUGGGUACCAACCGCGGAAUGGAGGCGGCUAUCCUGGACCAGGUCUACCCUCUGCAGGCACGCAUUGCUCCCAAUGCUGCUCACAUGAUGCCCGGAGGUAUGGGUCCGGAGGGAUCGAGGCAAUCGAGCAUGGACCCCAACAUGGCCUACGACGGACGUCCCAUGGACGGCUCGGUCGAGCAGAGCAUGUGGGCUGGCCGUGUCGGCAACAUUGAUCCCAACACUGGCAGACCGGUUCCUGAUUUUUUUCAGCCGACCGCCGACCAGUACCAGACGGGGCCAGGGGGAUUACCCCAGUUCACCGUGACGAUGUUUGAGGGAAGUUCGGCGUACAAGCGCAAGCGCACGCGUUCGAAGCGCUCCUCCCCUUCAAAGUCGGUGGCUCCCGAAGAUGAUGAGGAGAGGGCCAAGCGCGACGGAACGGCAGUCUCCACGGUCGGCGGUGACGAGAAGAAGCGCAAGACAGAUUCAGUUCGUGACUCACCGGCACCGGGAGUCGAUGCUGCCAACAGCAGCACCGCCUCGACAGCUGCCCCCCAAGCCGCGCAUGCGGGCGCCACCGAGGAGAAGUCAGCACCUGAAGCGCCACAUCCGGACGCACACGCAGGAGCGUCCGUUCGCUUGCAAGCUUUGUUCGCGCGCGUUCAGCCGGCAAGACAACCUCCUGCAGCACUUGCGCCUGCACCGCAAGGACGAGCCGCCCCGCUCGAGCAGCGAGACGGUCGAGGACUCGCGACUCAGCGCACCGCCUUAUCUUGGCCGCCGCUGGCCGACGCAGUCACCAGCGCCGACUGA